ACCGCAUGCUGUAGCUCAGCUUCAUGGAACAAGAACAAGGGUGGAUCAUCAUCUACUGACUGUACCCCACUGUAGCUGCUGCUGUCACUUUGAUCGCUGAACUGUAUUUCUGUUCUUCCUAUUACAUACUGCACUCUACACCACUCGGUUAGCUAGUGAAGAUGUCAGUUGUCGGAUUUGACGUCGGGUUCAUGAAUUGCUAUGUAGCGGUAGCCAGAGCCGGAGGGAUUGAAACUGUCGCUAACGAAUACAGCGAUCGAUGUACACCAGCAUGUGUUUCUUUUGGACCCCGGAAUCGAUCCAUUGGCGCAGCUGCAAAAAGUCAGGUCGUCACAAAUAGCAAAAACACAGUCCAGGGGUUCAAGAGGUUUCAUGGCCGUGCGUUUUCAGACCCAUAUGUGCAGAAACUUAAAAACAGUUUGGUCUAUGAUAUUGCACAAAUGCCUUCAGGAACAGCUGGCAUUAAGGUGAUGUACAUGGAGGAGGAGAAGGUGUUCAGCAUUGAGCAGGUCACUGCCAUGCUGCUGACCAAGCUGAAGGAGACGGCCGAGAAUGCACUAAAAAAGCCUGUGGCUGACUGUGUCAUAUCUGUCCCUUGCUACUACACUGAUGCUGAGAGGAGAUCAGUAGUGGAUGCUGCUCAGAUUUCUGGACUCAACUGCCUGAGGCUCAUGAAUGAGACAACGGCAGUUGCAUUGGCUUAUGGGAUCUAUAAACAGGAUCUCCCUGCUCCUGAGGAAAAGGCCAGGAAUGUAGUGUUUGUGGAUCUGGGCCAUUCUGGAUACCAGACAUCAGUGUGUGCCUUCAACAAGGGCAAACUCAAGGUCCUUGCUACAGCUUGUGACCCAGAGUUGGGAGGAAAGGACUUCGACGAGGUACUGGUCAAUUAUUUCUGUGAAGAUUUUGGCAAAAAGUACAAGCUGGAUGUCAAGUCAAAGCCCAGGGCUCUGGUCAGGCUCUACCAGGAGUGUGAGAAAUUAAAAAAACUGAUGAGCGCCAACUCCUCAGACUUGCCACUCAACAUCGAGUGCUUCAUGAAUGACAUUGAUGUAUCUGGAAAACUGAACAGGGGUCAGUUUGAGGAGAUGUGUGGUGACAUUCUGACCCGAGUUGAGCCUCCGCUGCAGAGCCUGCUGGAGAGUACAAAACUGAAAAAGGACGACAUCUAUGCAGUAGAGAUAGUGGGUGGAGCUUCCAGGAUCCCAGCAAUUAAGGAGAGAAUCAGCAAAUUCUUUGGGAAGGAGCUGAGCACCACACUGAAUGCUGAUGAAGCUGUGGCCAGAGGAUGUGCCCUGCAGUGUGCAAUCUUGUCACCUGCCUUCAAAGUUCGGGAAUUCUCCAUCACAGAUGUUGUUCCCUAUCCCGUCUCCUUGAAGUGGCACUCUGCUGUCGAGGAAGGUGUCAGUGAUUGUGAGGUCUUUCCUAAGAACCAUGCAGCACCUUUUUCCAAAGUCUUGACCUUUUACCGGAAAGAGCCUUUCUCUUUGGAAGCGUACUACAAUUGCCCUAACGAGCUGCCCUACCCUGACCCCAUUAUUGGUCAGUUUCUGAUCCAGAAAGUUGUUCCACAGGCAUCUGGUGAAAGCUCCAAGGUGAAAGUCAAGGUGCGGGUGAACAUUCAUGGCAUCUUUAGUGUGUCCAGUGCCUCCCUGGUCGAAGUGCAGAAGUCGGAUGAGACAGAGGAACCCAUGGAAACUGAACAGGCCACUGAAAAAGAUGCAGAGAGCAAAAUGCAGACUGAUCAGGACGAAGCACAGGCUCAGGGAGAAGGUCAGAAAGAAACAGAAGAGAAGACACCACGUGAAAAUGAAGAGAUGGAGACAACAACAGAGGAGAACAAAGGCGAGAAGAAGUCUGACCAGCCCCCGCAGGCUAAAAAACCCAAAGUCAAAACAAAGGUGUUGGAGCUUCCAAUUGAAAACAGCCCGCAGUGGCAGCUAGCAGAUGACAUGCUCAACCUUUUCGUAGAAAGUGAGGGCAAGAUGAUCAUGCAGGACAAGCUGGAAAAGGAGAGGAAUGAUGCCAAGAAUAAUGUAGAGGAGUAUGUGUAUGAGAUGAGGGACAAGCUACAUGGAAUGCUGGAGAAGUUUGUCAGUGAAUCUGACCGUGAUGCUUUGUCAUUAAAACUGGAGGACACUGAAAACUGGUUGUAUGAAGAUGGAGAGGAUCAACCCAAACAGGUGUACAUUGACAAACUGGCAGAUUUGAAGAAACUGGGCCAGCCUAUCCAGGAGAGGUAUGCAGAGGCUGAAGAGAGACCCAAAGCUUUUGAGGAGUUGGGGAAACAAAUUCAGCAGUACAUGAAAUUUAUUGAAGCAUACAAAAUGAAGGAGGAACAGUACGAUCAUUUAGAUGAGGCAGACGUCACCAAAGUGGACAAACUGACCAACGACACCAUGAUCUGGAUGAACAGCACCAUGAACCAGCAGAGCAAACAGAGCUUGACGGUGGAUCCUCCUGUCAAAGUCAAAGAGAUUAGAGCAAAAACAAGGGAGCUGUUCUCCAGCUGUAACCCUAUUGUGACCAAGCCCAAACCCAAGGUGGAGCUUCCCAAAGAGGAGACGCCUGCCGAGCAGAACGGGCCUGUCAACGGGCAGGACAAACCCCAGGAGGAACCCGCAGACAAGGGAACGGGCGAGAGCACAGGCAACCCCACCUCAGAAACCACAGAAAGCAAGCCUGACAUGGACCUUGAUUAAAGCGGCGUUAACCGCCUCCCUUAGCGAAGCUGAACAGGAGCUGGUUGCCUCAGAUUAGGAAGAAGCUUGGUGUAUAUCGGAGCAGGUGAAGGGUUUCAGGAACUGCAUUCCACAGUCAAAAGCAGGCAGGGUGAUUGGCACACUGAGCCCAGCUCCUCAUGGUGUCUCUGUCUGAUGACAUAGCAUGCCCUCUCUCUUUCUGGAUGACAUAAAUCAAAAACCAGCUGCAAUAAGCCUGUUUGACGAUGAGCGCUGUACACAUGAUGGUAUUUAUUUCUGUUGUGUGCUCUGUAAGUGUUCUGGUCUGUGUCACAAUAUGGUUUUAAUAAAGUUACUGGAAAUCCUGA
Messenger RNA from Betta splendens (Siamese fighting fish), 3046 nucleotides. It is a transcript of the gene hspa4b, whose product is annotated as heat shock protein 4b. The record is from RefSeq and is a predicted model, not a curated record. Gene Ontology annotation, molecular function: ATP-dependent protein folding chaperone; ATP binding. The transcript has 19 exons. Bases 162 to 2699 code for a protein of 845 amino acids. NCBI's taxonomy places the organism in Eukaryota, Metazoa, Chordata, Actinopteri, Anabantiformes, Osphronemidae. Gene Ontology annotation, biological process: protein folding. Gene Ontology annotation, cellular component: nucleus; cytosol.